AUGGCCAAUAUCAACGAACGCAAUGUAUACUUCGGCACGGAUUCAUUGAAGAAAUACUUCAAUCCGGACUCGCAGCCUCCCCUCCCUCUCGUAGAGUUACCACCGCAUCUUAACCCAUACUACGAAGAUGGCGUCCGAAUUUACGCGAAAAUGAUGACCAUGCAUCCGGCGAACAACGUCAAAGCAAUGCCAGCAUUAAAUAUGCUCGAAUCCAGUGUGGUACCGGGCGAGACCAACCGGAUCAUCGAAUAUAGCUCCGGCUCCACGGUGAUAUCCAUGUCGAUGGUGGCACGGGUGAUGCACGGGGUCAACGACACUCGGGCGUUCCUAAGCAAUAAGACCAGUGAUGCCAAACUGAAGCUCAUGCAAUUCUUCGGUCUGGACAUCACCCUCUUUGGCGGGCCUUCGCAACCCGAGCCCCUCGACGAGCGAGGCGGAAUCCAAAACGCCCGUCGCAAAGCCCUAGAAUCCGACCAGGUCGUCAACCCAAAUCAAUAUGAAAACAAUAACAACUGGCAAUCACACAUCCGCUGGACAGGACCCCAGAUCUUCAAGCAACUGCCCGAGAUCAAUGUCCUCUGCGCUGGCAUGGGAACUUCAGGUACCAUGACCGGUCUGGGCACGUACUUCAAGGGGGUAAAGCCCUCUGUCUACCGACUGGGAGUGUGCACUGCCCCUGGCGACCGAGUCCCUGGCCCUCGGUCCUAUGCCCUCAUGCGGCCGGUCGAGUUCCCCUGGAAGGAUGCAGUGGACACGAUUGAAGAAGUCGGCUCCGCAGAGUCCUACACCCUUUCCUUGAACCUGUGUCGGGAGGGUCUGGUAUGCGGGCCUUCCUCUGGGUUCAAUCUCCAAGGGUUGUUCCAGAUGCUUGCCACGCGCAAGGCUGCCGGCACGUUAUCUGAGAUCGCCGGCCCUGAUGGCAUCAUCCACAGCGUCUUCCUCUGCUGCGACCUGCCAUACCAGUACAUUGACGAGUACUUCGCCAAGCUUGGCGAGAGCCAAUUCCACCCUAUUCGAAACGAACGCCUGACGAAAGUCGAUCUCCACCGAUACGACGAAAGCUGGGAGCGCGACGCCCUAGACGUCCUUCCGGAGUUCUUCGGCUCCCCGUCCGGCCGCUGGACCCUAGACGACAUCGUCCUCAAGCCUCAAAGCCGAGUCCUCGAUCUGCGACAGCCCGAGGACUUCCAGGCCUGGCAUUUGCCAGGGUCCACUAACCAACCCCUCGCCAGCCUGGGACCACACACAGCCUCUCCGUUCUCCGACCCUGGGAUCCUGGAGAAGCAGUGGGUGGAGCUGGAGAAGAUGGAGUAUGACGUCGGACACGUUCUGGUAGUGUGCUACGAUGGAGACUCGGCCCGCGUGGCUACCAGCGUGCUGCGGGCCAGAGGCCUGGAAGCGGACAGUGUGCGUGGCGGGUACCGCGCACUGCAGAUGUUUGGAGAACAGGCAGCUGUUAAGGCGAUAGGGGCUACUGUUUCCGUUGCGGCAGUGCCCCUUGAGUAA
Messenger RNA from Penicillium salamii, 1506 nucleotides. Lineage: Eukaryota; Fungi; Ascomycota; Eurotiomycetes; Eurotiales; Aspergillaceae. The record is from the annotation of a GenBank genome assembly.